This is a messenger RNA of Zychaea mexicana, 1405 nucleotides long. Its product is annotated as DHHC palmitoyltransferase-domain-containing protein. Bases 131 to 1381 code for a protein of 416 amino acids. The transcript has 12 exons. Gene Ontology annotation, cellular component: endoplasmic reticulum; Golgi apparatus; membrane. The record is from RefSeq and is a predicted model, not a curated record. Lineage: Eukaryota; Fungi; Mucoromycota; Mucoromycetes; Mucorales; Lichtheimiaceae. Gene Ontology annotation, biological process: protein targeting to membrane; peptidyl-L-cysteine S-palmitoylation. Gene Ontology annotation, molecular function: protein-cysteine S-palmitoyltransferase activity.
ACAACCACUUUGUUUCCUUGGCAACACCAAGAAAAUUAAAUUUGGAAGCUUGUGAAUUUAAUAAUGCUGUCUUUAACUUGUGCAGCAAAACUGUAAAAGCAGAAAGCAGCGGGACAUAUUUGAUAACUCAAUGACUGUGCUCGGUACAGCGAUCGCAGUCUUAAUCACCUUUGGAGUGAUUGUAUUUACUCUUUUAUUUGGUCAAAGUCCACGAUUAAGGAAUGGCUUUAUCGGCAAGUUCCAUACAUUCCUGACGGUCCAAGGUCCUAAUAGCUUAUUGGCAACGUUUAAGCGGGUUCUCGGUCCGGCAAAUUGGGCCCGCCUUGUUGGUUGCUGGCGAUAUUCCUUUGAAUCGCGCAAUCCAUUCCUCCAAAUAUUCUUUCUAUUUCUAACCGGUGGAUCCAUCGGCUUGUUUCUCAAAUAUGCUUUACCCAAUAUACCAGGAAUUUACCUCCAUCCGGUUCACUUAUACAUAAUUCCAGCACAAAUAUUAUCUUUAUACGCAUCAUACUAUUUUGCGUGUGCAACCGAUCCCGGCAUUGUAACUAAGGACAACAUCCAGCAAUUUCUCGACCAUUAUCAAUAUGACGGCUUACUCUACGAGCCCAAGGAUUGUACCACUUGUCACAUACCAAAACCAGCACGUUCGAAACAUUGCUCAAUGUGCAAAGCGUGUAUCGGACAAUUGGAUCACCACUGUUUUUGGAUCAACCAGUGCGUGGGGGUCAACAACCACCGCUUCUUUUUCCUAUUUUUAUUCACCCUGACACAAUUCUGCGCCUAUGGUGCUUACUUGUGCAUCCAAAUAUAUCGAGGCUUUGUUAUUGAAUGGGGACUUGACAAGGCGUAUAUGCAAGACAAAGCUACUGGAACUACAGUGCCACUGACGUUCAGAAAAGCUAUGCUGCAUAUCUUGCAGAGAGAUCGAAUUAUCGGUUCGAUAGCGAUUUUGGCAUCUGUCGUUUCCUUUGUUGUCUUUUUGUUCUUUCUGUAUCAACUGUAUUUGGCAGGCCGUGGAGUCACAACUAACGAGGCAUUCAAAUGGGAACUGAUUGAAGACGCCAUCGACCGUGGUGAAUUGUGGAUUGAGGAGGAUAACUCGGAUGACGAACACAAACAAAACACCACAGCCAAAAACAAGAGCAGCAGCAAAAAGGAAGACAGCGUGUUUUUGAUGAAAGGAUGUGAUCCAGAUUUCUGGAUCAAUGUCUGUCUGACGCUCUUAGGGUAUAUUCCCGGCCUUUUACAUGGGUUCUACGUCAUGAUUAAGGAGCAUGAACGGGCUCAAUAUGCUGCACAGCAUUACUCAAUCCCAAAUCCUCCAGCAGCAUUAGGCUCAAUGCCUCCAACUCCCGUACAUCCCACUGCCCUUUCUUCAUAAUCUCAUCAGCAAAAGCUUUUGCUU